AUGUUACGCUUCGAGAAGUCGAAGCGAAUUAUGAGUGUAGAGAUAGGCAAGUUAUUGCGGAAAAAACUGCCGUGGCGCAUUGGUUUUUCAACUGCCGUUGAUUUGACUAUUAUUACCAGGAGCGGUCCCCGGUUUUAUCGCUGCUUUCCGCGGCCUGUUGGCUUUUCGCCAAAGUCACUCGCGAGCUGCAGCAGCUACGGCAAUCUGAAGGCUACCGCUGCUCGCUGCUACAUUGACGAUAGCCUACAUGCACACCAGCAUGAGGGCGCCCUACUGCAGUGGCAAGAGCGGGUUCCCACAGACUUGGAUAACGCGGCAUUCUUGGCUAGUGGCAAGAAGUGCUCUUUAGGACCGGAACAGAGAGAGGAGCGGUGGUUGGGCGCGGUGGUUGACACCGCCAAGGGCGCCCUUUUCGUAUCCGAAGGGGAGCGCCUCGCAGUGCAGAGGACAGUCGGUGCAGCUCUGGCGGCGUUUGACGCGGGAUCAUCCCUACCAGGUGUGCGGUGUGGGGGCCCUUUCAGGCACACUGCUUUCACGCUGCUGUCGCACUCGGUCGGAAAAUGUUUCGGUGCUUUUACGGCGCGGUAUUUGAGCGGUUGGGUCGUGGAGGAGGUCAAGGCCUGGUCCUACAACCACCGCCGACCAAUGUCUGUCUGUCAGUCGCCAAAGAAUUGCAGUCCUAGCACAAUUAUUUUUUGCAGCAUAUGA
Messenger RNA from Volvox carteri f. nagariensis, 708 nucleotides. RefSeq lists its product as uncharacterized. The transcript is spliced from 4 exons. NCBI's taxonomy places the organism in Eukaryota, Viridiplantae, Chlorophyta, Chlorophyceae, Chlamydomonadales, Volvocaceae. Bases 1 to 708 code for a protein of 235 amino acids. The record is from RefSeq and is a predicted model, not a curated record.